UAAAAUAAAUUAAGCGAUUAGAUAAUAUGAAUAAAUUCAAAACAAAAUUCUGUCCGAUUUAGGAACUUGACUUGCCACAAAUUAAUAUCAUUCAAUAAAUAAUACAAGCACUUGUUAUAAUGGUAAAACAUAUUCUAAUUAUAUGAGUAAAACACCCAUUUUAAUCAUAAACAAAAAUAUACAUAAUUUACAAUAUAUUAAGGUUUUUAUGUAUGUUAAGGUAUAAUUGUACUUAGCAAUGUGCAAUUUAGAAGCCACCCAAGAGAUGCAUUUAAAUUUGAAACACCGAUGGCGUUUUUAACAAGAUAUAAAAACCAUAUAAAUACUUAUUGAUUAAGCAUACAUAAAUUCAAUAAUAAUAGUACCCUCUGCAAGGGUAGUUAAUAAAAAUAUAGAUAAUUUUAAAGGGAUAAGAUAAGAAUUUCGCAGCAUAAGCCGUUCCAUGUGAUUUUGACGUUUAAUUAAUGAAAUGUUGCUCAGUCUCUAAAGACUUUUAGACAAGUCAAAAUGUUGCUCGCUCUAGUUUUUGCUUUAUUAAUUUUAAAUGGCUUUGCCAUCGAAACUAAAAACGAAGUAUGUAGUCUUCAGUCGAUUUGUGACAAUAUUGCAGAAAUAAGAUCGCAAGUGGCGGAUAUUCGCGAGGAACAAGAGCGUCAAGCUAAUAUUUUGGAGGGCUUCUCCUUAUCCAAGACAGGGCUUGAACCAACGGCUUUUACCAGCAAAAAUAAUAAAGAAUUGUGUACUAUGCAAUCGAUAUGCAACAAUCUAGCAGCUUUAAGCUCGGAUCUGGAUGCACUUCGCGAUGAGCAAGAGCGUCAGGGAGAUCUUUUGGAGGAGUCUUGUAAAACAGAAACCGAUUCCGUUCCCGCAAAUUGUUACGAAGCAUUGAAAGACUCUCAAAUGAGCGGCGUUACUGAGAUCCUUGUACCAGAGUACAGUAAGAACUCCUUUGAGGUGGCCUGCGAUCAGGAGAGUCAUGGCGGAGGGUGGACAAUCAUCUUAAGGCGAACUGAUGGCAGCGAGGACUUCUUUCGUGAAUGGAAGGACUACGAAGAGGGCUUUGGUCAUGUUCCCAAUGAAUACUUCGUGGGAUUGGCCAAGCUGCAUGCAUUGACCUCUUCAGUUCGCCAGGAACUUCUGGUCAUCGUAGAGGACGAAGCAGGAGAACGCUACGAGAUCUACGACGAUUUCAGGAUUGGCGGAGCAUAUAACAAUUACACCUUGGAAUCGGUGGGAUCAUUUUCCGGUACCGCCAGUGAAGCUCUGAAAUAUCACGAGGGAAUGCAAUUUUCCACCAAAGACCGCGAUAACGACCUUUCCAUAAAUUUAAACUGCGCAGUUUACUUUGAAGGUGCCUGGUGGUACAAGUCUUGCUUUCAGAGCAACUUGGCUGGUCGCUAUGAUAGGUAUCGUCAAGGACCCUUACGCUGGAACAACCCUCAAUAUAGAAAUCCAUUAAUGACUGCAAUUAUGAUGAUAAGGUCAAGAGCUAGUGCCCUCAGGGGAUAACACCUCUGUAGGAGUAUCUUUUUAAGGUGGGAGGUGAGAGUAUCUUUUUUAAUAAAAACCUAUCAUCUGUAAUUUGA
This is a messenger RNA of Drosophila serrata, 1586 nucleotides long. RefSeq names its product microfibril-associated glycoprotein 4-like. The record is from RefSeq and is a predicted model, not a curated record. Lineage: Eukaryota; Metazoa; Arthropoda; Insecta; Diptera; Drosophilidae.